AUGGCCGAAAUCUACCGCAACAAAUUCGCUCUUCCCCCUCUUCCGCCCUCCGGCUCCUUCACAAACAAACACAUCCUCAUCACAGGCGGCACCUCAGGACUCGGACUGGCCUCUGCAGUCCACUUCAUAAACCUCGGCGCCCCAUCCGUAACAAUAACCGGCCGUACACUCGCCAGCGCUUCAGCAGCAAAGCUUGAGAUCGAAAAACAAACCGGUACUUCAAACAUCGUCAAAAUCCGCGAAUUAGACCAAUCAACCCUCUCUAGCAGCGCAGCAUUCGCCGAAGCACUGGUCAAAGAUGAGGAGAAACUGGACAUCAUAGUUUUGAACGCGGGCUGUUACAUGACUAAAUUCGAAGCAAGCACAGAGGGGUUUGAGAUGGGAAUUCAAGUAAACGUGCUUGGCACCACCUUACUCGCUCUCCUGCUCCUACCGUGGCUCAAGAAAGUCUCGAACGGAACAGGUCAUUUGUGCGUUGUAUCAUCCGGUGUUCAUCGCGAAGUCCCUCUUUCUACGCUGCCGCAAACAGACGUCUUAGGUUUCUAUUCCAAGCCAGAGAAUUUCCCGACGGGGAAGGUCGAUAUUUAUUAUAUCAGUAAACUCUUACUACAGUACUGUGUGCGUGAGGUGGCGGCGUUGGCGGAGGGGAAGGUGGUUGUUAAUCCGUUGUGUCCUGGAAUGGUAAAAUCCAACCUUGCCCGCCACCACAAAACCAACGCAGCAAUCGGUCUCGUUGCAGAUAUCUUCAUGACCUUAUGCUGCAAAACCGCCGAAGGAGGCGCGAGGACGGUGAUUAAAGCCGCGUUGAGCGAGGAGAAUGGGUUGAUGGUAGCAGAAGUCAUAUUCAGUCCCGAAGGAGAGAAGAUGCAAAAACAAGUCUGGAACGAAGUUCUUGCUAUAUUGUCGAAGGUUCGCCCGGAGGUCAUGGAGGUUGCGAAGAGUGCUUGA
Messenger RNA from Glarea lozoyensis ATCC 20868, 948 nucleotides. Its product is annotated as NAD(P)-binding Rossmann-fold containing protein. Lineage: Eukaryota; Fungi; Ascomycota; Leotiomycetes; Helotiales; Helotiaceae. The coding region runs from base 1 to 948 and encodes 315 amino acids. The transcript has 3 exons. The record is from RefSeq and is a predicted model, not a curated record.